Molecule: messenger RNA, 1851 nt
Organism: Lagenorhynchus albirostris (white-beaked dolphin)
Lineage: Eukaryota; Metazoa; Chordata; Mammalia; Artiodactyla; Delphinidae
Product: probable ATP-dependent RNA helicase DDX60
Exons: 9
Coding region: 47-1222 (391 amino acids)
Biological process (GO): defense response to virus
Cellular component (GO): cytoplasm
Molecular function (GO): double-stranded RNA binding; single-stranded RNA binding
Source: RefSeq, a predicted model, not a curated record
AAACUGUUCAGGAAAGAUUUACUUUGUGCUUCUAUUCUGUUUGCAGAUGUCUGGACGGGCCGGACGACGAGGUCAAGACCUGGGGGGAGAUGUGUAUUUCUUUGAUAUUCCACUCCCUAAAAUCGAAAAGCUCAUCAAAUCCAACGUCCCUGAACUGAGAGGGCAGUUCCCUCUCAGCAUCUCCCUGAUCCUGAGACUCAUGCUUCUGGCUUCCAAGGCAGAUGACCCCGAGGACGCUAAGGCAAAGGUGCUGUCGGUGCUCAAGCACUCACUGAUCUCCUUCAAGCAGCCCCGGGCGCUGGAGAUGCUGAAACUGUACUUUCUGUUCUCCGUGCAAUUCCUGGUCAAGGAGGGCUAUUUAGAUCAAGAAGGUAAUCCUACAGGCUUUGCUGGACUUGUGUCACAUUUGCAUUAUCACGAGCCUUCCAAUCUUGUUUUCGUCAGUUUUCUUGUAAGAGGCCUUUUCCAUAAUCUCUGUCAGCCAACCAGGAAAGGCUCGAAACAUUUUUCUCAAGAUGUUAUGGAAAAGCUAGUGUUAGUAUUGGCAAAUCUGUUUGGCAGAAAAUAUCUUCCAGCAAAGUUCCAAGAUGCUACGCUCAAAUUUUAUCAAUCCAAGGUGUUUCUGGAGGAUCUCCCUGAGGACUUCAAGGCUGCUCUAGAUGAGUAUAACACAAACGUGACAAAGGACUUUGCCUCUUUCCUACUGAUUGUUUCCAAACUGGCUGAUAUGAAACAAGAACAUCAGCUCCCAUUGUCAAAAGUAGAUUUCUCAGGUCAAGAGUGUGAAGACUCACAACUUGUGUCUCACUUGAUGAGCUGCAGGGAAGGAAGAAUAGCCAUUUCUCCGUUUGCCUGUCUCUCUGGGAACUCUGACGGCAGUUUGCUUCAUCUAGAAACUUCAGACCAUGUCACUCUGCGCACCAUUGGCAUUGAUAGCACUCGGGCUCCUGUGCUGUGGCCACAGGAAUUUGAUCACCAAGGAAGAAGAAUGCAGCUCAAUGCUUAUGUGCUCGAUUUCUAUAAACACGGUUCCUUGACAGGAUUGGUCCAGGACAACAGGAUAAAUGAAGGAGCUGCUUAUCAGUUGUUGAAAGAUUUUUCCCUCACCAUUAAAUCUAUAAGUGUUUCUUUGCGUGAACUAUGUGAAAAUGAAGAGGACAACGUGGUCUUAGCAUUUGAACAACUGAGUGAAACCUUUAAUGAAAAAUUUGAGAACAUUUGAAAAUGAAGUCUAUCCAAACCAAUUAAAAGAUUGCCUUGGGCAUUUUAAAAGUCAUAUUUUAUGAUUCUCAUGCUUUUUGUUGGGAAUACAUAUUUGAUGAAGUAGAAAGGGAAGCAGUUUGGAGUCAGGGUUCUGAUCAAACUUGCCCUGCUCUCCUGUGAGCAUCCUUGGAUGAAUCACUUAGUAUCUCUAAACCUUGGCUUCUUUGUAUCGUUUAGUAACAAUGGUUAUGUCUCAGCUAGUCUGUAGAUUGAUUGAGAAAUGCAAGGAUUUUUAUGAGAUUGAAGAACAAUGUUUGCUCUGUGAGGCCUAAUCAAAUAUUACAUUCUCAACAAUUUUCUCCUCAAUGUUAUAAUUUGUAAAAAGUCUAUUAAGGCUAGAAUAAACGAUUACAGUAUCCUGACAUUGAAUUAUAUUCUCUCUAUUUAAUUUAAAUGUGAUUCCAUGACUUAGAUAUGGCUGUUGGAAGAGUACCUUUUAGUGAACUUAAACUACUUUUUAUAAAACAUGAUGGGAGUUUGGUAUAAAUUCCAUGGUGCUUUAAAUAAAACAUACCUGAUGAUUUGGCUUGAUUUUAAUUCUACAUAAGUAACUGAAAAACCACGAACAAAUAAAAUGGGUUUAAUCUA